Molecule: messenger RNA, 1902 nt
Organism: Morone saxatilis (striped sea-bass)
Lineage: Eukaryota; Metazoa; Chordata; Actinopteri; Moronidae
Gene: otx2b
Product: orthodenticle homeobox 2b
Exons: 3
Coding region: 76-951 (291 amino acids)
Biological process (GO): regulation of transcription by RNA polymerase II; multicellular organism development
Cellular component (GO): nucleus
Molecular function (GO): DNA-binding transcription factor activity, RNA polymerase II-specific; RNA polymerase II cis-regulatory region sequence-specific DNA binding
Source: RefSeq, a predicted model, not a curated record
GACACCAAGUACACCUCGGGAGCUCCAUCAAUUUUCAAAAUUUUCUCCAACUUCAGCCCUCAGACAAACAUUAGCAUGAUGUCGUAUCUAAAGCAACCACCUUACACAGUCAAUGGCCUCAGCUUAACAACUUCCGGAAUGGAUCUUUUGCAUCCAUCAGUGGGCUAUCCAGCAACGCCACGGAAGCAGAGGCGAGAGAGGACUACUUUUACGCGCGCACAGCUCGACGUUUUGGAGGCGUUGUUCGCCAAAACUCGGUACCCCGACAUAUUCAUGCGCGAAGAGGUGGCGCUGAAAAUCAAUCUACCUGAGUCCCGAGUUCAGGUCUGGUUUAAGAACCGGCGGGCAAAGUGUCGCCAGCAGCAGCAGCAGCAGCAGAACGGGGGCCAGAACAAGGUGCGACCUGCCAAAAAGAAAAGUUCCCCAACCAGAGAAGUGAGCUCAGAGAGCGGGGCCAGCGGCCAGUUCACGCCCCCCACCAGCACCACCACAGUCCCCGCCGCCAUCUCAACCAGCACCGCCCCAGUGUCCAUCUGGAGCCCGGCGUCCAUCUCUCCGCUCUCAGACCCCCUUUCUACCUCCUCCUCCUGCAUGCAGAGGUCAUACCCCAUGACCUACACCCAGGCCUCGAGCUACAGCCAGGGCUACGCCGGUUCGACGUCCUACUUCGGGGGCAUGGACUGCGGCUCUUACCUCACCCCCAUGCACCACCAGUUGUCAGGCCCCGGCUCAACUCUCAGUCCAAUGAGCACAAACGCGGUCACAAGCCAUCUGAACCAGUCCCCGGCGUCCCUCUCCACCCAGGGCUACGGGACGUCCGGCCUGGGCUUCAACUCCACAGCAGACUGCCUGGAUUAUAAGGACCAAGCGGCAUCGUGGAAGCUGAACUUCAAUGCCGAUUGCUUGGAUUAUAAGGAUCAAACUUCCUCGUGGAAAUUCCAGGUCCUGUGAACAGAGCAAUCAGCUGUUUAAAAAAAAAAAAAGUGCACAAACAGUGACGAUCACAUCAGACACAGCGCUGCCAUCCCCUCAAUAAAACACAUCGGACUGGUUAAAAGUGUCAGCCGGGCUCGGCGAGGCAGGGCUCUCAGGGGCCUCGGGGGGUUUUAUUUUGGCAUGAUGGUCAUUGGUCCUCCUAGAGGAGAGGUUUAAUUUAUUUUAGCACUGGCAAAGAGAUUUCUUUUUGUUCCGUUCAUUCACAGGUCGUAGCCCCUCCAUCCAUGUCUGUCAGUGUGUGCCUCUAUGCGUAAAAAAAAAGAAGAAAACACCUGUUGAGGACAACACAAAGCGGACUCUGACAGAAAAGUUACACCCCAGCCACGGAACUAACGUUUAUUCCAAGAACAAAACUCAAGUUCACUCUUCUGGUGAAGCGCUCGGGAUGGACAGACCCUCCUUUAAAAGCUUCUUACACAACUUUGCCGACCUGCUGGCAGAGAGACAUGAGGAUGGUGUGUGGACAUGGAUGCACUACUUUAUUUAAGAAAAAAAAGUGUUUAUAAGGAAUCAAUAUGUAGUUUCUAAGAGACAAUCAGUGUGUGUCUUAUAUAAAUGGUACAUUAUGUGUUUUUUUUAUCUGUGCUAGCCUUCGAAACUGUGAUCUGUUGUAUUGUAUGCAAUUUGUGAGCCCCCCUCGCAUCAGACUCUCUGCUGUGAUUUUAAUAGAUUUCUAACUUUUUUGGAAACAACGAAAGAUGCUAAUGGUUAAAUUACCGGCAUCAUAAAGAGAGACGAGACUUUCCGAGCACAUGGUAGUAAUAAUCAAGGGUUAGCCCCACUGGAAAUGACUCUCGGCUGCUGAGAGCUCCACACUUGCUCCCCUCCAUUGAUCUCAACACACGGUGAUUGUGGAUCCUUUACUGGCUCCAAAGAUGGUGUGACCUCACCGCUGAAAAGACAUGA